AUGAUGGUCUCUGGAAGUCGCUUGGUGAUCCCUCGCCUCCGAGAAGUGGAAGAACAAUUUCUCUUGCAGCAGCCCACUCAUUUGCUCAGUCGGGAAGGCUUGACCUUGCGAGCUGAACAGCGGCAACAAAUCAGGAAUGUGCCCAUUCGGUGGAAGCGUGCCCAUCUCAUUUUCGUGAGUAUGUUCUUGGUCUUCCCCUUGACUGUGCUGUGGGAAUUCACCUACUGCGAUUUCUUCGGAGAGAACGCCCUGUAUUUUAUCAUUGGCUUCAGCUUUGCCAUGAACUUUGUCGACAAUGCCUUGUCCAGGGCUGUCCGUGAAGAACUUGUCCAAGUGCCACUCUCAACUGCCUGCAGCGUGGUGCUUUUCGUGGGUACCCUGGGCGCCGAUGACUUCGUGGACUUCUGCGAAGGCUUCUUCCUGGAGCUAUUGUAUGGUAUUGCCGAGCGGCUGAUCCUGGGGACCCUCUUUGAGGAUGGCAUUUUCGCGAAGCUCUCAGGAUUUGGCAGAGCCAUCGAGAAGGGUGUUGCUUAUGGAGUGCAUUGGGCAAAGACCCGCUCCUGGUUCUGGAGAAUUACCUUGCUGAUGACUGGAGGAAGAUCAACGCGGGCUUUGCUGAUGAAUGAGGGCAAGGAUGAUGAGGAGAUCUCACCUGAGGAGGCUGUGGGACUUGGUGAUUUGGAAGUGAUGGUGCAAGAGGGGACGCCAAUUGAAGAGGCCAUGGAAGAGGUGAUCGGAUGUGGCACCACUUGCAUGAGCCGCAUGGCUGGCAUGGCUGGCAUAUGUACCAUCAUGACGCCCUUCAUUAUUGCUGCCAUCUACGUGUUUGCCCAAGAGACAGAAAUCCCAGUGGAAUAUGAUAUCCGGAGCAGAGACUUGGUGUGCUACCUCCUCUUUGGUAUCAUCAUCGCACCCUUUCAGGUCAUGAUGGACAUCCUCAUGAACCAUGCUACUGAGCUUCAAAACAAUGUACGCAUCUAUGACUACAUGCUGUACUCCAAGUGGCGAUGGCGGAAUCGCGUGACCCGUUGGCUCUUCGAUGACCCACGGCUGGACCAAUCCAUCGCAGAGCCGUUGCAGAGUGUCAAUCACUUGGCCUUUUCGCCACAGUUCUACUUCAUCGAGACCUACUAUACCUGGGGCAUGUUAGUCUCCUUACUAUCAAUUACCGUUUUCUUGCGGAAGGAGCUAAAUCCGCUGGAUGAUCCAGCGCUCUUCCUCCUGGUGGGUCAGAUGUUCCUGUUGAACUAUCUUUUGGAUCGCAUGAUUCGCUGGCUGACCUCUUCCGUUCUUUGGAAACCCAUGGACAACAGCAACUUCCGCAUUUUCAGCCGUUCAGUAGCUCUGGCCCUCCAACGGAAGGAUGCGGCCGUGGCGCAAGAGAAGUACCGCCAGUGGUUUUGGCAGCGCCAUUCAGGUUGGUUGGUGAGCCACUUGAAUGACAUCUUCACACCACGCUCAAGGGAGCGCUACAAGGGAAAGCUCAGCCUCCUCUACCAGCAAGCCUUGCAGCUUCAACCGACCCGCGUGUACAAGACGCCGGGCGAAGCCUUUCCAGAGCCCGUCGGACAACAAGAGCUGCCGGAGAACCUGCGCUUGGAGUACCUGGGCAGCCUGGGCUCCAGAAAAAAUCGGGUGAUCUUUAGCAUAGGAGACCGUUAA
Molecule: messenger RNA, 1662 nt
Organism: Durusdinium trenchii
Lineage: Eukaryota; Dinophyceae; Suessiales; Symbiodiniaceae
Source: the annotation of a GenBank genome assembly